Molecule: messenger RNA, 618 nt
Organism: Eucalyptus grandis
Lineage: Eukaryota; Viridiplantae; Streptophyta; Magnoliopsida; Myrtales; Myrtaceae
Product: EG45-like domain containing protein
Exons: 3
Coding region: 38-460 (140 amino acids)
Source: RefSeq, a predicted model, not a curated record
UCCAAGGUCCAAAUUCUUCUGCCGUUCUGCAGCGAAAAUGGAGCCCUCCCGCACUAGAACGCGACUUCUCCUCGUCCUUCUUCUGGUGAUGAUGCAACCUCGUCUCUCUCGUGCCUAUGUCGGCACCGCAGCUUCCUACAGCCCUCCUUACACACCGACCGCAUGCUAUGGCAAUGAUCCAGGACAGUUCCCAUCGAGCAACCUCUUUGCGGCGGCCGGUGAAGGGAUCUGGGACAACGGAGCGUCGUGCGGGAGGCAAUACCUGGUAAACUGCACUAGUGCCUUGGGCUCCGGCUUCUGCAUCCCCAACCAGACUAUCCAAGUUCAAAUCGUCGAUCGAGUGCUGUUUUUGUCCUCGCGUCCCUCAUGUGACGACACGACCAUCGUCCUCUCGAUGACGGCGUUCGACACGAUCGCCAAGUUUGCCUCAGCCGUCAACAUCAUGUAUCAACAGGUUUGAGGGGGACGCACAAGAUGCACAUUUGAGCUGGUCAACGAGUUCGCCCCUCUGCCGAUCCGAGAGCUUAUUCGGCGGCGCGAUAUUAGACAUAUUUUCGUUAUCUUCUAAGAUAGCUAGUCUUCUUGUUAUAGAAUAAAACAUUGAAUUUUCUUAUUAAA